Messenger RNA from Aphis gossypii (cotton aphid), 4902 nucleotides. Its product is annotated as metacaspase-2-like. The transcript has 12 exons. NCBI's taxonomy places the organism in Eukaryota, Metazoa, Arthropoda, Insecta, Hemiptera, Aphididae. Gene Ontology annotation, biological process: resolution of meiotic recombination intermediates; DNA replication; meiotic DNA double-strand break processing. The coding region runs from base 583 to 4617 and encodes 1344 amino acids. Gene Ontology annotation, molecular function: enzyme binding. Gene Ontology annotation, cellular component: Slx1-Slx4 complex; nucleus. The record is from RefSeq and is a predicted model, not a curated record.
ACCUUGGAUCAUAUACGUAUCAGGUUUAAACCAUGGUAUAAUAUGAUUCUUUAUCAAUGGUAUAGAAUCUCCACUGAAUUUAUUAUCUAACAUAUUUUACAAACUACAGUCUACAAUGUACAAUACCAGUAAAACUGUUUAAUAAAACUUCAAUAUUAAAAAUUUAUUUCUAUGACUCAAAUACUCGAUUCACAAUUAGAAAAAUUUCAGUUCAAGCUAAGUUGUAGCUACUAGUACGAUUUAAGUUCGUUCUUUCAAGAAUCAAAAUUCAAUCAAUUUUAAAAAACCUAAAACACAAUUCAUUCCUUGGCAUUAACAAUUACCAACUACAAAAAAACUAAAUGAAAAAAUCAAAAAUGGUUAUUGGGAUCGUACACCAGAGGAAAAUUAUAGAUUAGAAAUGAUCAAAAAUAAUUUCAAUCCUGAUACAAAAAAUUUGAAGGAAAGAAAAGAAGAAAUUUUGUCGAAAAAUGAAGAUUUUGUACCAAUAAAGAUAUAAUUUUGUAUUUUCUUUUAGUUUAUUUGUUUAUUUGUAAUUAAUCAUAGUCUUUUUAAAAGUAUAAAUAUUAUAAUAAUUUUAAAAUGAAUUUAUUUUCUCAAUCGAAAUUAACAUUAAAAUUAAAAAAGCAAAAUAAUGACAAUACAUUAUCUACUGAUCCUGCAAAUAAAUCCCAAGAUUUAACACUAAGUAAUGCUGUAAAAUCAGAAAAACUAAAUAAUAGUAUAUUAUCAGAAAAUGAUAGUUUUGUAGAAAUAUUGCAUACCGUUCGUCCUCAGGAUGAAAAACUAACUUUGUCACAAAAUGUUUUUAAGACAUCUUCAGUUCAAAAUAUAUCUGAUGUCACUGAAAGUAAACAAUGUCCAGUUUGUUUACAAAUGAUUGAUAGCAAACAUUUUAUUAACCAUGUUAAAUCUUGUUACACAUCACAUAAUUUAUCAUCUGAAGUACUUAUGAAAGCUGUGGAUCUUCAAGAGCGUCUAGCAGCUGAAAGAGAAGCACUAGGACUACCUAAAUUAUCAAAAAAUAGAGAUGUAAAAAAAAAAAAGUAUAAUAAACAAACAAAGUUAAAGAUUGGGAGUGAUUCUAAUUUUGAUUUGGCUGUCGCUAUGUCUGUGUCUUUACAAGAGUCAAAAGAAGCAGAAAUUAUUAAAGAAUCUGAAAAUCUUUUAGAAGCGGGAUUAGAAACUGAGGCUAUAGAAAAAAGGAAAACACUGGAAAGCUUUGGUUUUGUUUCAAAUCAACCAAUUAAAUCUAAAUCUAAAAAUUUUUAUAAAACCAAUUCUUUGUUAUUCAAACAAACUCAAGAAGAUCGUCAGAAAAGAAUAACUGAAAAAGUAGCGAUGAUUCUUAUAGACUGUGAUACUGACACAUUAUCAUCAAAGACAUCUUUAAAUGAUUGCCCCAAUAUAAAAUUAAGAUCCAAAUAUUUAAAUAAAAUAAGAAAUGUUGAUAGUAAACUUUGGAAAAAAACAUUACUUGACGAAGAUAAUGUAUUUGAAUUUUAUGUGAAAAAUGUAUCAAAGUUUAUAAGCCCUAUUGAAAGCAAUGUUUUACAAAAUAAUAUUAUAGUUUCUACACAUCAAAAUACUAUAAAACAGGAAUCAAAUAUUACUAAUCAGAAAUUCAGCAAUACAUCACUUGUAGUUUUAGAUGAUUCAAAAGUUCAUAAUAAACAUUUUAUACAUCAUGACAUUGUUGGAAAUAAAACUAUACCAGAAUAUUCAUCUAAGUGGAAAUCAAUGUUGGGCAGUCAGUUUAUGAGUGACAUAACUAUAUUUUCCAAAGAUGAACAUGAAAUUCCUGCUCAUAUUUUAGUACUUCAUGUACAGUGCCCUGAUAUUUUGAAUGAUAUAAUUACAGAAGAAUCAAAUACACGUAAAUCAAAAAAAAUGUUAAUGUGGUCUGAAUAUACUUAUGAAGCAUGCAUGGCAUUCUUAGAACUAAUUUACUCUGGUCAUGAACAAUUUAUUAGUCCUGAAUACAGAGAUGAUUAUUUACAAUUAGUAACAAGGUAUAAUGUUCAAAUAAUUAUAAAUGAUGAUGAUGGAAAACAUGGAUGGUUUUCUGGAGAGCACAAGAAAGUAUUAAAACGUAAAAGCUCAGAAUCACACUCGAAUGAUAGUAAAAAAUUUAAAGCUCUUAGUCCAGAUAUGUUUAUGAUGGAUGAUAAAAGUGAAGAAAUGAGUAAUAAGAAUUUUAAUUUUUUAGGAACAACUGUGAAUGAUGAAAAAUCCUUGAGUGUGCUUAAGACAAAGCAGUGGUUAAAAAAUUGUAACCUAAGUCAACAUAACAAUUCAUCAUUCACAGAAAAUUCAGAUAUUAAUGUUCUACCACAAAUUAAUUCACCAUUAAACAGUCCAGUUCAUUCUUUUCAUAGUACAUCAACUGUAUGUAUUCCAUUAACACCUACAUCUAAUAAAAUUGAUUAUAUUAUGGAUUUUGAAAAUAAUGACCAAUACAUUAGCCCAUCAUUAGAUAUUAAAAGUGCAUCUCCCAAAUCAGUAUCAACUGACGAAUCAAGCGUUAAAGCUAUAUUAAUGUUGAAUAACAUCAAAAAUGUCCCUAAUAAUUUGAAAAAUCCUUCAAAUAAAAUUUCAACACCUACAAAUCCACGUAAAGAACCGGAAUUAAUUACAAUCGCCAGUGAUAGUGACAAUGAAUCAAUAGAUAUGGUAUUAUCUCGUUAUAAUAGUCCAUUGCGUGAUAGAAACAUUAAUCUAUUGAAUGAAAACAACUGUACACCUUUUUUAGCAAGUAUUAAUAAAAAUAAAAAUUAUAUUUCAAUUAACUCAGUUAAUAAAAAUAAUGAUAUAAGUGUUAUUGAUUUAAAUGAUAGUAGUUUAGAUUCAAUUCAUUCUGUUAGUACAAAUAAAUUACAUCAACAAAAUUGCAAUUUUAAUUUGAACAAGUCUGCUAUUUCAACACCAAGAACUAAGACAUUAAUAAAUAUUGAUAAUGAAGAGACCAUAGUUCCUGCUGUAAUAAGAUUCACAAAAAGUUCUAAUACUCAAAUGCCAUCUUUAAGUAACAAUAAUUUUAUAGACUUAAUAAAUGAUAGUAGUUCAGAUUCCAUUGUUACCAUUGAUAAGAUUAAAAAUAGUUCAAUAACAUCAUUGCUAUUGAAUAAUACUCAACAAAAUUUUAAAAAUUCUUCAACUUCCUUUUCAAAUGUACCGAGAAAGAUAAAUGUUGCAAUUGACAACAGUUUAACUACUCGAUUUGAAACCAAUAAUUGUGUAUCAAAUUCAUCACCAUUAAAUAAAGGUGAAACAUAUUCAAGUUUUUUAUUUCCAGCCAGUGAUGAAGAUAUGGAUAAUCCAAAAAUAAAUAAAGAAUUGUGUUCAACAAAUUUUUCAAACAAUGUAACUUUACCUGAAUGCAGUAAUUCAAAAUUAUUAUCUAAUGAAAAAUUAUUUAAAUAUAAUGAUACGUCAUCAAAAUUUUUAAACACUACAAGCUGUACAGAAAUCAAUAAUAUAGAGAACAAUGAUAAUACUGUUAAAAGUUUAAUAUAUUUUAAUGAGAAAAACGUGUUAGAAAAGCCUAAUUCAGAUUUUGAAUCGUUGGAAAAUAUUAUAUCAAAGAAAAAUGUAAUGUUACCUUCUAAUAAGGACUUUGUUGAUUUAUCAACGAUUUGUCCAUCAAACGAAUACCCACAUACUUCAUUUAAGUCUUAUAGUUCUCAAAUUGAAACUGCUCAACUACCAAUUACAUCUGAAAAAAUUACGUCAAAUGAAAAAGAUGAUGAGAAUAAUGAAUCAUCCUUUGAACAAAUAAUUAACGAUCCAUGGAUGGACUAUAAUGAUUGGCUACCGGUCAAUAUUAGUCCACAAAAUAUUUCUCCAGUUUUAUCAGAGAAAAAUUCUAUGAUUGUGGUAAAUGACUCUAAAGUAUUAACACCGCCCAACAAGAUGAUUAAUAUGGAUUUACAAACUUCUCCACCAACUAUUUCAAAUAAUAUUGAUAUUGUAAAUCAUCAAAUGAAGAAUGCAGUAACACCAAAUAAAUAUGGUAGUAGAAUUAGUACCCCAAAAAGUUUACGUAGAGUUCAAUCAGAAUCUGUAAUUAGAACUAAUGAACAAAUAACGCCUCUUCCAAAUUAUAGUACGAUGAAAACACCAGAUUUAAGAAAAGAAUUUGAUCGUUAUGGCCUCAAAGAUCUUGGAAGGCGAAAAGGAAAACUUAUAUUAAGGCAUAUUUAUAAUAUAACUCAUCCUAUGAAUGAUACUGAAGAAGUAAAAUGUAUUGAAGAGUCAGGACAGUAUUCUGAUUCUUCAAACAAUUCAGAACUUGAAAUUUCUUACUAUGAAGCUGGAGCUUAUCACGAAUUGGAAACUUUUAGUCAAACAAAUUUAUCAAAUAAAACUUCAGUAGAUAUGGGUUUUAAAGAUUUACUUAAAGUUAAUGAAGAACUUCAUAAAAAAAUUUUGUGUUAUGAACCUAUUUGGAUUGAAGAGCUGAAAGAAGAUUUAAAGCAGUGCAAUGUAAACAUUAGUAUGCAAAAACUCAUGACAUUUUUGGAUGAUAAAUGUGUGUCAUUUCGUUCAAAGUUAUUAAAUGAUCAGAGAAAAAAAUCAGUAACAAAAAAACAUACUAAACGAAAGAAAUUAUUUUAAUUUAUUGAAUGAUGACUAUGUUUUUAGAUAUUUCUUAUUUGUAUAAUAUUUGUGUGAAAAAAUAAUUGAUAUUUUAUAUUUAUUAGUUAUAAUAAAUAUAAUAUAAACAAAAUAUACCUAUUCAUUAAAAAUUAUUUUUAUUUCUGUGCAAGCUAAGUUGUCAUUCAUUUUUUGGAAGUUAUGAAAAAAAUUUAAUUUACUGUAUUUUUUUUUUUUUUUUUUUUAUCAAUAACUUAGGUAGGUAUUGUGAAAAGUUGUUGGUUAAAAUACAUAAAUACAUAUCUA